AUGGCAGAUUCUCACAACUAUCAUCAGCCCUUCGACCCAGAUGCGGCCUCCGAUGACGAUCUCAACUUAGACGAGCUCGAUCCCGUCAAUGGAGGCGCCACUGUCCCGGGGAGCCGCAGUCAAUACUCGGGCGAUGGACGUGCUGUACCUCUGCAAGAUCUAGCCGACUCAGGCCGAUUCUGGAAGACAAAGCGGUCCAGGCGCCAUUUCAGAGACGGCGAGGACGAGGAGAAUCUCCUUGGCGGCUGGAACCUACGCAGCGAAGGGCAGACCGAGGACCGUGGAUGGAACGUGAGGCGACAGCGCCGGAAAGAUGUCCAAGGCACGGGAGAAUCAGCCAACAAUUCCCAUCAGACACACAGUCGAGCCCACAGCUUUCGGCAAAGCAUCUCAUUGCCCGAGAUAGCCCGGCAAGCAUUGGCCGAUGAAGGCGAUAUAGCACAGGCAACUAACGACCAGCCUCGAGAGAUCGCCGUGGCGCGGCCGCAGAAGAAGAAGUUUCCAGCAAAUGUCGUAUCAAACGCCAAAUACACCGCCUGGUCCUUCCUUCCAGUCACCCUGUAUAACGAAUUUCGCUUCUUUCUUAACGUCUAUUUCUUACUAGUGGCACUAUCUCAAAUACUACCCUUCUUGCGCAUUGGCUAUAUGUCAACAUAUAUUGUGCCCCUGGCUUGCGUUCUGGCCAUAUCCAUCGGAAAAGAGGCAUUCGACGACGUCGGUCGAAGACGAAGAGACGCUGAGGCCAAUGCCGAGCCAUUCACUGUCUUGUUACUGGGCUCUCAAGCGGGUCGGAGAUCUGCUGCAGGAGCCCCGGAGAUUCAAAAGAGAUCAAGAGAUAUUCGAGUAGGUGACAUCCUGAAGCUGGAAAAGAACCAACGUGUACCGGCGGACGUGGUAAUUCUACAGAGCAUCACCGGUGACGGGAGCAUGAUCAACGACCCAUCAGCAUCAGCAGCCAGCGAGGCCUUCAUACGCACCGAUCAGCUUGACGGCGAGACCGACUGGAAGCUGAGGUUACCUUGUCCUCUGACACAGGGUCUGAAGGUCGACGACUUCACGAAGCUCCGGAUAUCAGCAGGAGCCCCUGACCGGGACGUCAACUCCUUCGCUGGCAAAGUCGACUUUGUCGAUCCAACAUCCCAGCAAUACGAUCCGCAUCUGUCCCUCAGCGACGCCAGUGACGUAUCACAUCCAGACGACGUUACUUCCAAGGCGCCUCCAUCUGCACCACUGACAAUCGACAACACUGCUUGGUGCAAUACAGUCAUCGCCUCCAACACUACAGUGUAUGCCGCGGUCAUCUACACGGGUAAACAGACGCGUUCUGCCCUGUCUACAUCACCCUCCAGAUCGAAGACCGGACUGUUGGAGCUCGAGAUCAAUAACCUCACAAAGAUUCUCUGCAUCAUGACCCUCACGCUGUCUAUAGUAUUGGUCGCUCUGGAGGGUUUCGAGCCAUCCAAUAAGAAACCAUGGUAUAUUGCUAUCACAAUCUACCUGAUCCUUUUCUCGACUAUCAUUCCAAUCAGCCUGCGAGUCAAUCUAGAUAUGGGCAAGACAGUGUAUUCAUACUACAUCGAGCGAGACCGGGACAUACCAGACACUGUAGUCCGAACGAGCACGAUCCCAGAGGACCUGGGCCGCAUCGAGUACCUGUUGUCAGACAAGACAGGGACCUUGACGCAGAACGAGAUGUUGCUGAAGAAGAUCCACAUUGGCACCGGGGCUUACGGCGGUGAGGCUAUGGACGAAGUACAAGGCUACAUCAACGAAGCCUUCGGUGGUCCAGACUCGCACGGGGAGAUGAAUGGCAAUACGGACAAAAAUCGGCGAAGAAACAUAGGUGUGAGAGUGCGAGACCUCGUCAUCGCCCUUGCUUUGUGCCACAAUGUCACGCCGACGAAAGACGAGGUGGACGGCAAUGAGACCAUAUCAUACCAGGCCUCUUCGCCUGACGAAAUUGCCAUUGUCGAAUUCACCGAGAGCGUAGGCCUUCGCUUGUUUCACAGAGACCGGCAAAGCAUAUCGGUGCAGUCAGUACAGACCGGAAACAUCGUCCUCAAAGCAGUCAUCAGAGACAUCUUCCCCUUCACAUCCGACAGCAAGCGCAUGGGCAUCAUUGUUGACUUGACGACAAUAUCUACAGAUGGCGAGACUACGGAACUGUGUUCUACCAGAAAGGCGCAGACACGGUAA
This is a messenger RNA of Cyphellophora attinorum, 2196 nucleotides long. Its product is annotated as putative phospholipid-transporting ATPase NEO1. The record is from RefSeq and is a predicted model, not a curated record. Gene Ontology annotation, molecular function: ATP binding; ATPase-coupled intramembrane lipid carrier activity; ATP hydrolysis activity. Gene Ontology annotation, biological process: retrograde vesicle-mediated transport, Golgi to endoplasmic reticulum; endocytosis; phospholipid translocation. The transcript has a single exon. NCBI's taxonomy places the organism in Eukaryota, Fungi, Ascomycota, Eurotiomycetes, Chaetothyriales, Cyphellophoraceae. Gene Ontology annotation, cellular component: plasma membrane; trans-Golgi network; endosome. The coding region runs from base 1 to 2196 and encodes 731 amino acids.